UUUAACAUACACUCUCGCGGGGUCUUUUGUGAUCCAAAUCCACAAACGCGCGGUCUCAAAGGAGCUCUCACGAGUGGUGCGCCAAAUCCACAAAACCUCUCGACACAGCGUCUCUCUCGCGGCAUUCAACACACACUCUCGCAGGCUCUUCUAGUCAUCCAAAUCCACAAACGCGCAGUCUCGAAGGAGCUCUCGCGAGUGGUGCACCAAAUCCACAAACCUCUCCGAGGAGCUGUUCGAAAUGUGGUAGUGGUCUUGCACGAGUUCUUCGCCAAAGGGAAAAGUAAAAGAUUUUGUAAAAUGGGACGUACGACAUACAUUUGCUUGUUGAUUCUGCAAUAGAAACAGAAGCUAGCGAUCUUAUUUCCUUGAUUGGAUAUCUGAAGAGGCUGUGGAAGUAAAGCAUGAGUUGAUUGAGCUGCAGAAGCAUAUCUCAGCAAAAGGAACAAUGUCUCCUUUCGACCAUGGGGAGGUUUUUGUCUUAGAUGAUGGUGGUGAGGUUGACCUUGACCUUGGAAACUAUGAACGUUUCUUGGACAUCAAAUUAACCCGUGACAAUAACAUCACCAUUGGAAAAAUAUACCAGUCUGUUAUUGAGAAGGUGAGAAGAGGAGAUUAUCUUGGAAAGACUGUUCAGGUUGUUCCACACAUUACAGAUGCUAUCCAAGAGUGGAUAGAACGUGUUACAAAGAUACCAGUUGAUGGGAAAGAAGGGCCAGCUGAUGUUUGUGUUAUUGAAUUGGGUGGAACUAUAGGGGAUAUUGAGUCCAUGCCUUUUAUUGAAGCACUUGGUCAAUUUUCAUACCGUGUAAUAUAAGGAAAUUACUAUAUCAAAGUCACGGGUGCUGAUUUCUAAUUAUACAAGUUUAAAUACUUUUAAAUAAACAAAAAGAAGAAUAAAGUUUGAAUGAUGAAAGAUGCAGUGGCAGAGAUUGACCCUUAAUUCUGAUUCUGCUAGAGCGCUGGAGAUAGAAGGUGAUCUAUAUCAUGAGGUUGAGGAUAUUGGUCAUCAGGCCUAAUCCUUGUAGUUGGGUUUACCCUUUAAUAGAAUGUGACAUCAAGGUUUAGCUAGGAUUUGUUUUUCUUUAAGUUAUGUUUUAGGACAAUUAUUAUUUUAAUGUAUUAGAUUUCACUUGGUUUUGUUUUGUUAAAAUGUGGUACUCUCUAUGUUGAAUAUUUGAAAUUAAUUUUGAUAAAAUUUUCUAUUCAAUUUUCUUUAUAC
Messenger RNA from Cajanus cajan (pigeon pea), 1222 nucleotides. Lineage: Eukaryota; Viridiplantae; Streptophyta; Magnoliopsida; Fabales; Fabaceae. The record is from RefSeq and is a predicted model, not a curated record.